Molecule: messenger RNA, 1122 nt
Organism: Lampris incognitus (smalleye Pacific opah)
Lineage: Eukaryota; Metazoa; Chordata; Actinopteri; Lampriformes; Lampridae
Gene: cers3b
Product: ceramide synthase 3b
Exons: 10
Coding region: 1-1122 (373 amino acids)
Biological process (GO): ceramide biosynthetic process
Cellular component (GO): membrane
Molecular function (GO): DNA binding; sphingosine N-acyltransferase activity
Source: RefSeq, a predicted model, not a curated record
AUGUUGGAGACGGUCAGUGGGUGGCUGUGGUGGGAGCGUCUGUGGCUGCCUGCGAACCUCUCCUGGUCUGACCUCGAGGACCGUGAAGGCCGAAUCUACGCUAAGCCCUCGCACCUCUACGCCGCUCUGCCUUGCGCCCUUUGCCUGCUCCUCAUCAGAUGCCUAUUCGAGAGAUAUUUAGCCACGCCACUGGCUAGUGUUUGGGAGAUCAGGGAUAAGGUGCGACUCGCAGCUGAGCCCAGUCCCUUUCUAGAAGACUACUUCCGCAACGAGUCCCGACUUCCAUCAGCGGCUGAUGUGAGGUCUCUGUGCAAGAAGACCAGCUGGCCAGAGAGGAGGGUUCAAGUCUGGUUCAGGAGAAGGAGGAACCAGGAGCGUGCAGGGCUUCGCAAAAGAUUUUGUGAGGCAAGUUGGCGGUGUGUGUUUUACUUGUGUGCAUUUGCCGGGGGAAUCGUAGCUCUCUAUGAUAAACCCUGGCUUUAUAAUCUGAGGGAGGUUUGGGCAGGCUUCCCUAAACAGUCACUGCUGCCAUCUCAGCAUGGGUAUUACCUCUUAGAGAUGGGUUUCUACCUUUCUCUGCUCCUCAGCCUUUCAUUUGAUGUAAAACGGAAGGACUUCAGAGAGCAGGUGCUUCAUCAUAUAGCGACGCUGACUCUACUGGCGUUCUCCUGGGUCUCCAACUACAUCCGUAUUGGAACCCUGGUCAUGGCAACUCACGACUCCGCUGACAUAUUCUUGGAGGGUGCAAAAGUGUUCAACUAUGCUAAGUGGCGGCGAACCGCUGAUGCCAUGUUUGUGGUGUUCACGGUUCUUUUUACCCUGACAAGACUUGUCAUUUUACCUUUCUGGCUAAUACACUGUACAUGGGUGUACCCGCUGGAGCUGUUCCCUCCGUUCUUUGGCUACUACUUCUUCAAUGCCAUGUUGCUGGUGCUCCAGAUACUCCAUCUAUACUGGGCCGUUCUCAUUUCACGUAUGCUGUACAAGUUUCUCUUCAGCAAGCUGGAAGGGGAUGACAGGAGCGAUGAGGAGGAGGACGACAGUGACUCACAAAAAGAUAAAACUCAGAGAACGAAUCACAGAAAUGGCUUCGGAGCCAGAGGCCGGGCCAAUGGACACUGA